AUGGAUAGUAUAGAAAAUAACUCUUCAGUGACAGAUACCGUUAUUGUUACAUCAGAUAAAGUGAACGUCACAGAUCGUGACAUUGUGGAAGUGAUCCAAAAAUGGUUAACUGAUACAGUCUUACUAGAGUUCGACGUUCUUCCUGAUCUACCUAUUGAGAUCGUUAUACUAGGGAGCAUGAAACGACUUCUGAUUAUUUGUCCAAAUCAUGCUAUCUCAAAAUAUAUUAAAGAAAUGGAACCCAAGCCAGAUAACUUACCUUUGAACAUAGGUUAUUCGUUAGUGGAUGGGAGAGCAACGGCUGCUCCUAAGAAAUAUCUUGAGUUACCACCUCAUGAAACAUUAUUUUUAGUUUCACCACCUGCAUCACCUCCUCCUGAAUUUGAUUAUUCAAAAUGUGAGGGACCUCCAAGUUCUCUCACACAUCCUUCGCAUGAUGAAAAACAGCAACAUACGACGUUAAGGGAAGAGACACUAAAGGAACCUGGAACUUAUACAUUAAUAGAUUCAAAAUCUGGUAGAAUUACGGUGGAUACAUGUGCUCAGGCUGAUAGGCCGGUACAUAUGACGCUGGAACAAGUAAGAACAGCAUUCCCUCCAAAAUCAAUGUUUGAUGAUGAAGAUUAG
Naumovozyma dairenensis CBS 421 is the source of this 627-nucleotide messenger RNA. It is a transcript of the gene RCN1, whose product is annotated as Rcn1p. Gene Ontology annotation, biological process: calcium-mediated signaling. The transcript has a single exon. The coding region runs from base 1 to 627 and encodes 208 amino acids. The record is from RefSeq and is a predicted model, not a curated record. Lineage: Eukaryota; Fungi; Ascomycota; Saccharomycetes; Saccharomycetales; Saccharomycetaceae.